Molecule: messenger RNA, 1740 nt
Organism: Neoarthrinium moseri
Lineage: Eukaryota; Fungi; Ascomycota; Sordariomycetes; Amphisphaeriales; Apiosporaceae
Exons: 4
Coding region: 1-1740 (579 amino acids)
Biological process (GO): transsulfuration
Molecular function (GO): pyridoxal phosphate binding; cystathionine gamma-synthase activity
Source: RefSeq, a predicted model, not a curated record
AUGGCCACUAUAACCGCGGUAGAAACGCCCUUCGGGCACUCGCUGCCUCCGGAAGGGCCGCACACGGUCACUCUCCAUGCGCCGAAAUGGGAGAGCGCCCUCAGGUUCCGCGAUGGUGAUAUGAGCCUGUUCGCUCAGCUCAAGAGCGUGUACCCGCGCUUCUUUCCGUUUGGACCAUCCGCAGCCCUCAUGCAGGGUAUCUGUAAGCAACUGAAGCUGGCAGAGGGCCGCAACAUCGUGGCGUUCCUGUCCCCAGAGGUGUGGCAUGAGAACAGAGACCACGCCGUGUCCAAGUUCCGCAAGGAGAAGGCGCUCACGGAGGACGAGAUGACGUACCACGUUGUCGAGAUCGACGGCAUUCGGCUCUAUCUGCUGGAGUUCCCGUCACCGAAGAUGAUGGGCGCCAUCUUCAUGUGGCAGCAUGCUGGACGCGGCUUCUCGACGCGGCUCGGUGAGCACCUCCUGGCGAAGCUCGAUACGUUCAAGGAUCUGGGAACAUUCCCCGGCGGCAACGGCGCUCCGUCACCGACGUACCUGCCGGAAGUCGAGAGCCAUGGACUGCUGCGUAAGAGGAUAGCCGGGCUCCUCAUGCGUGCUACCGUGGAGCAGUAUGCGAAACCCGUCCAGCCCGAUGAUGUUUACCUGUACCAAUCCGGCAUGGCGGGUAUCUCGCAGUUCCACGAGAUAGCUAUGAAAUCUCGGCCUUACCCUGUUGCCGUAUUUGGUGCUGUAUUCCAUAGCAGUUGGCAUCUCUUUGAAGAGAGUCCAGGCGGUCUGAAGCACUACGGGAAAUGUGACGAGGACGAUUUGAACGAGUUCGAAAAGUACCUUGAGCAAGGCGGUCAGUGCAGUUACGUCUUUACAGAAUUCCCAUCGAACCCGAUCCUUGUCAGCGUUGAUCUACUUAGGCUACGGAAGCUGGCCGACAAAUACGGGUUCUGGAUGGUAGUUGACGAUACCGUCUCCUCAUUUUGUAACAUCGACGUCCUCCCCGUGGCCGAUGUCAUCAUUACCUCACUCAGCAAGUCAUUAUCAGGAUAUGCCGAUCUACUUGCAGGUUCUAUCGCAUUGAACCCAAACAAAGCCAGUUAUAACACUCUCAAACCACUACUAAGCGAAGCCUUCCAUAACGAGUUCUUUUCUGGAGAUGCUGAUCAACUAUUCAAGAACAGCGAUGACUAUCUGCCGCGCUCUGUGGUGCUUAACCGUAACGCCGCUGCUAUGACUGCAUACUUUCAGACUCAAGCCGAAGACGCCAAGGUCCCCAUUACCAGAGUGAUGUACCCUCCGCACGCGGACGGUUCCGAGAACCUCUUGCCAUUCAUUCGCAAGCCGAGCCCGGAAUUUCCCGAGUUAGGGUACGGUUGUUUGUUCUCAGUCGAGCUAGAGACCAUCGAGCAGACACAAGUGUUCUACGACAGCCUCGCAUUCCACCAAGGGCCGCACCUCGGCGCACACCUGACCAUCUGCAUGCCCUACAACGCCAUGAUCUACGGGAAGGAGGAUCCAGAGUACCACGCGGCCUACGGCCUCAAGGCGCAGCAGAUCCGGUUCAGCGCGGGCCUCGAGGACGAGGCUUACCUGGUCGACGUCUGCAGGAAGGCCGUCGCGACUCUGAUGGAGUCCGGUGCCCAGGUCAAGGAGGGCGGCGAUCUGGCGAGCGAGAUGCUGGAGAUCAAGGCCGAUGCGGUCGGCGACGGGAAGACAGGCUUGGAUCCAAUUGGUGGUACCGGCGUGUAA